CGUGCACGGUCGACACUAUCUUCUACCUGGACCCUAAUGAGCAGCUCGUUCUUUCAGUUACCGCUGCCUACAGCUCCUUCUACCCUACAUCAGGCCCAACGGCAAGAUGAGGCUCUUGACGUCCUCAACAUAUGCACCCUUCCGCAGCUAUUGGAUCUCGAUGACAGACCCACCUUCGUGCUCAACAUGGACGAAUAUUCGAAGGGAUGCCGAAAUCCGAUACGACCGAUUAUUUGUAAUGCGGCACUCCGAGAGCAACAUCAACUAUUGGAGAAGGUAAUUGGCACCGCGUCCAGCAAACGCGAUUCCGCGGAUGGGGGAGCAACACAUGACGAGUUUCGAAUAUGGGCGACAAUCAUCAGCAGAUUCAACGACUCCCGGGAUAUAUUUCCCAUCACCAUUGAGUUCGAGAGCUUGUUAUGGUUUGGUGUCUCGAUUUAUCCAAAUUGGCGACUAAUCAGCGCACACAAGCUUUUCCGGAAUGAAGAUGUCCCUGAAGGGGGCCCGCUGUGUGCAUCAGCACCGCAACUCGAGAAAGAUGGACACAGCGAUCUCACCGUCGACGCAGCGAAGAGUUUAGCUUCUGCAGAGGCGAUACCGACGCGAGAGAUCAUUGAAAAUGUUCAACAACCCAAAUUCCCGUCUGUUUCCCUCGGCCAGGACCUUGACAAAAACGGCUCCUCGAGUAUCUCAGCUAUCACGUUAUCCACACCUGACUCGUCUGUACCCGACUGGACAGUACCGCACCCCAGAGGUGUUCUCUCAGAUCAUUUACAGUUUAUAAGGGGCAUCGACUGGGCAAAUACACCAUUGGGAGCUAUGAAUAGAUGGUCGAUCCAGUUCCGAGAGAUCAUCUGUUUGGUCAUGCGCAAUCCACACCCAUCUUCUGUCUUUUGGGGCGAGGACUUGACCAUGCUCUACAAUGAGGCUUACCGAGACGACGUGACCGGCGACAAACAUCCAGCUUUGAUGGGAACAGGUUUCUCGGGCCCCUUCGGUGAAAUGUGGCAUGCAGUUGGUCCGGUAAUUCGCGAAUGUGCCCGAACGGGUCAUGCGCAGCUGAACCACAACCAGCCGCUACCCAUCAUGCGUUACGGCUACAUGGAAGAGUCUUUCUUUACUUGGUCUUUUGUUCCAGUCUUUGGUGGUACUGAGCGCGUCUUGGGGUUCUAUCUCAACGCCUUUGAUACCACAGUUGAGUCAAUCAGCAGUAGAAGAAUGUGGUUAUUGCGAUAUCUAGGGGAGUGUAUGAACGCCACACGUACGGUUAAAGAAUUCUGGAUAAGAGUGCUGGAAGGCCUGAAUCACAACGAAUACGACGUACCCUUUGCGCUCUUAUAUACCGUUACCGAGGCGGAUGACAUUGAGAGUGGCUCCUCGCAUUCAGAUGCAACGCCAACGUCUGUCAAGUCAUGCGUCUUCGAAGGAUCUAUCGGCGUGCCGAGAGGGCAUGCAGUGUCACCCGAUAAAUUCAGCUUCAAGAACCAUGACGGCAUCUUAACGCCCGCCUUUCGAGAAGCUACGCAGACCCUGGAGCCCAGCAUGCUGAGCAUCAAAGACCGCACGCUUCCACAACCACUGUUAGACAUCAUCGAAUGGCGCGGCUACAAAGAUCCUUGUAGAGAGGCAAUGGUUCUACCUCUAAGACCAACGAAUGCAGACAAAGUGUGUGCCUUAUUACUGUUAGGUAUCAAUCCACGAAGAGCAUAUGAUCAUGAGUACAGGUCUUUCAUGGCCAUGCUCAAUAGACAGAUCGCCACAUCGUUGGCGUCAGUACUACUUUUCGAAGGUGAAGUGCGGCAAAGCAAAGAAGUCGCAGAGAUGGCUACUCUGCAAAGAGAACAGAUGUCUCGACAGCUCCAACUCCAGACCGGACGAAUGCGACGAAUGACCGAGCUAUCGCCCAUGGGCAUGUUUCUAUUCAACCCUGGUGGACUUUUAUUGGAGGCGAACGAGAAAUACUACGAGAUGACAGGUGUCUCAUCUACAGGAGCCAAACUCCCUUGGAGUAUCGACAUGAUGGUGGGCGAGAGUAAACAAGUCGCACAAGACAUGUGGAACUAUAUGAUCACUCACCAUAAGCCAGCAAGUCGUGAGCUACAAUUCGCCAAUUCGACAAUGCAGCCCAAAGACAUCGACGGUAUACCAAUCGAGUAUUGGGUCCUAUCAGCUAGUCAGCCAGAGCUAAGCCCCGAUGGUGCACUCAUCAGUAUCAUGGGCUCACUCACAGACAUUUCGCAUUUGAAGUGGGCGCAGGACCUGCAAGAACGAAGAUUGCGAGAGGCAGAAGAGGCGAAGCGUCAACAGAACGAAUUCAUCGACAUCACGUCGCACGAGAUGAGAAACCCGCUUUCUGCGAUUCUUAUAUGUGCCGACGACAUCAAAGAUACUCUGACGCAGUAUGAGUUCUCAUGCAGUAGCGAUCGAAAGAUGGCCCAGGACUGCAUCGAGGCCGCUGAAAACAUAGCUCUUUGUGUCCAGCAUCAAAAGUCCAUCGUCGACGAUAUUCUCACGGUCUCGAAGCUGGACUCCAAUCUUCUCCGGAUCACUCCUAUUCCAGCGCAACCCAUCAUCGUUGUACAGCGGUCCAUGGCAAUGUUCCGUCCUGAAGUACAAGCCAGGAACAUCGAUUUCAAGUUCGUUCCGCAUAAAAGUAUCCGAGACCUCAAUAUUGACUGGGUCAUUCUUGAUCCAAGCCGACUCCUACAGAUCAUCAUCAAUCUUAUCACCAAUGCUAUCAAGUUCACAAUGGAUUCACCAGUUCGCUCGAUCAAAGUCCACGUCUGUGCUCAUGCGGAAUCGCCAGACUUUGGCGUACCAGAAGGAUUUCAAUUUGUUCCGCAAAGACAAAUCGUGAAUCAGUUUGGAAACAGCGAGGGUUGGGGUUCAGGUUCGUUCGUUUACCUUCGGUUCAACGUCCAGGAUACCGGAUGUGGACUCUCUCGUCAACAAAUAUCACUGCUCUUUGAGAAAUUUGCGCAAGCUUCACCACGAACGCACAUGCAGUACGGCGGUAGCGGUCUCGGGCUCUUUAUUUCACGUCAACUUGCCGAACUUCACGGCGGUCAAAUUGGUGUCUCAUCGCAAGCCGGUGUUGGCAGUACUUUCGGAUUUUACUUGAAAUGCAAACGCAUGAUUACCCCCAAACCUACCACCUCACGUGACACAGUCAGGCACGCUUUGGAGGCCGAACACGCAGCGUCAUCACACAAAAUCAAUACCGCAUCCGUAACUCAGACCUCUACCGCGCAAACGACCACCACUAAGGAAGUUGAAAGCCCCGUACCAGCUGUUAUACCCCAACCCAUGGACGACAAGAAAGACGGAGUGAAAGACGAUCGACUGCACGUUCUUGUCGUUGAAGACAACCUAGUCAACCAAAAGGUACUUGUGAAACAGCUCACGAAAGCUGGCUGCGUCACCCAUACUGCCGACGACGGCGUCUGGGCAUUGAAGCAGCUCGCGAGAACGAGAUUUUGCGUCGCUGAUGGCAUACCACUCACUAUCGUUCUCAUGGACUGUGAAAUGCCGGAGAUGGACGGCCUCACCUGCUGCAGGAAGAUACGAGAGAUGGAGCAACGGAAAGAGAUUACGAGACAUGUGCCAAUCAUCGCGGUCACGGCGAACAUUCGAGGAGGACAGAUGGAUGACGCAAAGGAAGCGGGUAUGGAUGAUGUCGUUGGGAAGCCGUUCAGAAUUCCGGAUUUGUUAGCGAAGAUGAAGGCUUUGUUGAAGAAGCUAGAGGACUAGAAACAGAGAUGCAUCUUCCCUAAU
Molecule: messenger RNA, 3774 nt
Organism: Alternaria rosae
Lineage: Eukaryota; Fungi; Ascomycota; Dothideomycetes; Pleosporales; Pleosporaceae
Exons: 9
Coding region: 37-3750 (1237 amino acids)
Biological process (GO): phosphorelay signal transduction system; phosphorylation
Molecular function (GO): phosphorelay sensor kinase activity
Source: RefSeq, a predicted model, not a curated record